Molecule: messenger RNA, 1301 nt
Organism: Acanthisitta chloris (rifleman)
Lineage: Eukaryota; Metazoa; Chordata; Aves; Passeriformes; Acanthisittidae
Product: tubulin gamma-1 chain
Exons: 9
Biological process (GO): microtubule nucleation; cytoplasmic microtubule organization; mitotic spindle organization
Cellular component (GO): centrosome; microtubule; cytoplasm
Molecular function (GO): GTP binding; structural constituent of cytoskeleton
Source: RefSeq, a predicted model, not a curated record
UUGCAGGCGGACGAUGAGCACUACAUCCCGCGGGCUGUGCUGCUGGACCUCGAGCCCCGUGUCAUCCACUCCAUCCUCAACUCCCCUUACGCCAACCUCUACAACCCGGAAAACAUCUACCUGUCAGAGCAUGGAGGGGGAGCUGGGAACAACUGGGCCAGUGGCUUCUCACAGGGAGAAAAGAUCCAUGAAGAUAUUUUUGACAUAAUAGACAGAGAGGCUGAUGGCAGUGACAGCUUGGAAGGGUUUGUGCUUUGCCACUCCAUCGCUGGUGGAACAGGCUCUGGGCUGGGCUCAUACCUCCUGGAGAGGCUGAAUGACAGGUAUCCCAAGAAGCUGGUGGAGACCUACUCAGUAUUCCCAAACCAGGACGAGAUGAGCGACGUUGUAGUGCAGCCAUACAACUCCCUGCUGACGCUGAAAAGGCUGACUCAGAAUGCUGACUGUGUGGUGGUUCUGGACAACACAGCCUUGAAUCGGAUCGCAACAGACCGGCUGCACAUUCAGAACCCAUCCUUCUCACAGAUCAACCAGCUGGUCUCCACCAUCAUGUCUGCCAGCACCACCACGCUCAGAUAUCCUGGGUACAUGAACAAUGACCUCAUCGGGCUGAUCGCCUCGCUGAUCCCCACGCCCCGGCUGCACUUCCUCAUGACAGGGUACACACCACUCACCACCGACCAGUCGGUGGCCAGCGUGAGGAAAACCACAGUCCUGGAUGUGAUGAGAAGGUUGCUGCAGCCUAAAAACGUGAUGGUGUCCACAGGACGAGACAGGCAGACCAACCACUGCUACAUCGCCAUCCUCAAUAUCAUCCAAGGGGAGGUGGAUCCUACGCAGGUUCACAAGAGCCUGCAGCGGAUCCGGGAGAGGAAGUUGGCCAACUUCAUCCCCUGGGGCCCUGCCAGCAUCCAGGUGGCUUUGUCCCGCAAGUCCCCUUACCUGCCGUCUGCUCACCGUGUCAGCGGACUCAUGAUGGCAAACCACACCAACAUCUCCUCGCUGUUCGAGCGGACGUGCCGGCAGUAUGACAAGCUGCGCAAACGGGAGGCCUUCCUGGAGCAGUUCCGCAAGGAGGACAUCUUCAAGGACAACUUCGACGAGCUGGACAACUCUCGGGAGAUAGUGCAGCAGCUGAUCGACGAGUAUCACGCGGCCACGCGCCCCGACUACAUCUCCUGGGGCACGCAGGAGCAGUGAGUGCCCUGCCAGGGGACGGGAGGGUCCCACAGCCACCCCCACGCACGCCAGCAGGGCUUGUCUCUGCCGUGCCCACGUUUAUCACCCUUCAGCGCUGCCCA